This is a messenger RNA of Fundulus heteroclitus (mummichog), 3567 nucleotides long. It is a transcript of the gene wscd2, whose product is annotated as WSC domain containing 2. The transcript is spliced from 8 exons. NCBI's taxonomy places the organism in Eukaryota, Metazoa, Chordata, Actinopteri, Cyprinodontiformes, Fundulidae. Bases 418 to 2124 code for a protein of 568 amino acids. The record is from RefSeq and is a predicted model, not a curated record. Gene Ontology annotation, molecular function: sulfotransferase activity.
GGUGUGGCAUCUCGGUGAGGCUGAUAGCUGGAGUGAAAGCGGCGUUGAGAGAUCAUCUUUCAGUGUGAGCCACUCACCUUUCAUUGCCAUGGCCCCGUAAAGCCGGCUGUGAGGGGCCAGGCUGCCGGUGGGAACGGACUCAGGCUCUCACGUGGACGCAUUCUGCAGAGAGGCGCGGUGCACCCAUGCAGAGCAUCUCCCUCAUGAGGCUGAAGUCUCAUACAUGAGCGAGGAGUCAUGCGGUUGCAUGGAUGACCUUCAUAUGAGAUUAAGAUACUUUGGCACACUUUUUUCCCCCCCCCCCUUUAUGCCCAGAGGGUCUGUGUGGCGGGAGCAGAGCGAGAGGUGGUAUUGAUCCCUCUGCUUUAUGAGUUUUCUUCACUGUGAGAGCGUGUCUGAAAGGCAGAGGGAGCCAGCAUGGCCAAGCCUCUCCUGAGGAUACAGCGCUACUUCUGCAGGAAACCCAUCCGCUUCUUCUCCCUCAUCUUGCUCUACCUGACUGCAGGGAGCCUUGUGUUGCUGCACUCCGGCUUCGUCGGGGACAGCGGCCCCGGUGCCCGGGGGGGCCGGGACCCUGUGGUAGCUUCAGAGGCGGGGGGCCGGGCUUCGUCAUCAGACACUCGGGGGCUUGGCAUCAUGAACAGGGUGUUCAAGGAGACGCGCAGGUCCGGCCGGAGAUUCGGACCUCGCUGGAUGAGGAAGAGCGGACAGGGGGGCCACGACACCGUGGGAAGAGGGGGAGACUAUACCAGCAGCUGGAAUCGAGCUCUCAAAGGACGCAAUGCCAAAGACAUAGACGACGGAAGAGCGAAGUAUAUUGGCUGCUACGUUGAUGACACUCAGAAAAGAGCGCUGAGAGGAGUUUCUUUUUUUGACUACAAAAAAAUGACUGUGUUUCGUUGCCAGGACAACUGUGCUGAAAGAGGCUACAUGUAUGCGGGUCUGGAGUUCGGAGCAGAGUGCUUCUGCGGGCACAAGAUCCAGGCGCCCAACGCUUCGGAGAGCGAGUGCAAUAUGGAGUGCAAAGGAGAGAGGAGCAACAUAUGCGGAGGAGCCAACAGGCUCUCCAUCUACAGGCUGGAGCUGAGCCAGGAGUCUGCGCGCCGCUAUGGCAGUGCCAUUUUUAAGGGCUGUUUUCACCGGCCAGACAAUGUCACAGCGGCUCUUCCCUUCAGCGCUGUCAUCCGAAACAUGUCUGUGGACAAGUGUGUGGACAUGUGCACAGAGAGGGAGAAAUCGCUGGCAGCUCUGGCUGGAGAGCGAUGCUACUGCGGCUUCCCGACUCCUCUCUUCUCCCUUCACGAGCUGGAGGACGAGGACAUGUGCCUCCAUCGGUGCCCCGGAGAAGAGUUUGAAAGCUGCGGAAAUGACAAGUUCUUUGUGGUGUACCAGACCCAGGUUCAAGAUAACCGCUGCAUGGACCGGCAUUUCCUUCCUGCUCGCACUAAGCAGCUGGUGGCGCUCGCCAGCUUCCCAGGAGCAGGCAACACCUGGGCUCGCCACCUCAUCGAGCUCGCCACCGGCUUCUACACGGGCAGCUAUUACUUUGAUGGGUCCCUUUAUAACAAAGGCUUUAAAGGUGAGCGCGACCACUGGCGAAGCGGGAGGACGAUCUGCAUUAAGACGCACGAGAGCGGCCGGAAGGAGAUCGAGGCUUUUGAUUCGAGCAUCCUCAUGAUCCGGAACCCCUACAAAGCCCUCAUGGCAGAAUUUAACCGCAAAUACGGCGGGCAUAUCGGGUUUGCCUCGCAGGCCCACUGGAAAGGAAAAGAGUGGCCUGAGUUUGUCAAGAAUUAUGCCCCUUGGUGGGCUUCUCAUACCUUGGACUGGCUGACUUACGGGAAGAACGUCCACGUCGUCCACUUCGAGGAUCUGAAGAGGGACCUGUUCAUCAAGCUCAAGGGGAUGGUCCAGUUUCUUGGCCUGAAAGUCUCAGAAGACCGGCUGCUCUGCGUCGAGGGCCAAAAGGACGGAAACUUCAAACGGUCAGGACUGCGUAAGCUCGAGUAUGACCCGUACACACCAGAUAUGCGACUGAAUAUCGACGAACUGAUCAGGACCGUAGACGCUGCUUUGAAGAAAAGGAACAUGUCCGGAGUUCCUGCGGAAUACAUGCCAAGAUGAUAAAUGUGAAUCCUUUUUAGGUUUUUUUCCCCCCCUCCUUUUAGGGGGACAUCUCUGUCAACAGACUGCACCGCAUAUUGUUGGAUUGCAAGACUUUAAUUGUUUUUUUUUUGGUUUUGGUUUUCGAGACGUUUUCCUGGAUUAGGGAGUUUGGAGAUAUAGUGAGACGUCGGCUUCUGUAUUUAUUGUUUCUGAUUCCCUUUUAUUUGAUUUUUCUGUUGAACUAAUGCGAGAGUUAAAUACUCAUACCUGCAUCUUUUUUUUUUUUCUUUCUCUGGGGAAUGUUUGUGUUUUCCUGUCUGAAAAUCACUUCAUACCCUGCUCUAUGCACAUGUGCUGUGUAGGUAUGUGCACAUGCCUUAAUACCAAGAAGGUACAAAAGCUGUGACCGCAGCAAAGCUUCUCAUCCCGGCUGUGCUCGAGGAUGUGUUUCCAGCAGCAUUUAGCACAAGAUAUAGAAAAUAGUUCUGCAAAGUGUAUUAAACAAAACAACAUGACUAUUAAAAAGGAAAAUCAACAUGUCUUAUUUUGAGUUGCUCCAACAGUAAACGCUGUUUUUUUUUUUUCUCAUGAGGUGUUCAGAUUCCUAAGCUGUUAUUCUGAGAGGAGAAAUGCAAUAUUUAGAGCAUGACUACAUGAUGACAAUGUUUCCACAUCUUUGUAGCUCAACUUUGCAUAUAGAACGUUUUAUUUGCUUUGAAAGUAGAGCUAGAGUUCAUUUUCGCUGAUUAAAGUCCUCAGCAUUUAUUUAUUUCUGGUGUGCACUGCACACGCUGACUAACAUGUUUUUGGAUUAGUUUUUUUUGUUUUGUUUUUUUUACACUGGACUUGAUGCAAAAAAUAAAUAAAAUAAUCCAAAUAGCACUACAGUGUGCAACACCUUCCCCAAAGAUCAACUAAGUUAUUAGUCACCCUGUAGGUUGGAGAUCACCUGAACAUGUAUUGUUACUGUAGAUGUAGGCUUUGUUUGUUUUUUUAAAGAAAGCUGUUAAAGCUGGUAGUCUCUUCAUUUUUAAAUUGAUUUUAAAAUAGUCAAGGAGAAUUAGUUCUCAGUCAGACAUCUAUAAAGGUAUUCUGCAUUCUUUGUCAUGUGUUUGGAAAUGAGGAAAUGCAUACUAAUAGAUACAUAUAAACAAGACUCCAAUGACAUACACUGGUGGCUGACCCAUAGCCAGAAGACAUUAACUGACUUCCAUUUUCAGUACAGUAUAAAUAUAUAUUUUUAUAGAUACAUGAUGAUGACACUUCAGAAGUAUUUGUAUUACAAUGAGCAAAUGGGAGAGGCUGAUUUUCUUUUCAACACAUGCUUUAAAUAGUAUUGGUUUUGGCUUUCACUGACAAGAUGGCACUUUGAGAGCAGGUGUCAUGUCUGAAUGUAUUUUUCUAUGAACUGAAUGUAAGGUUAAAAACACACAAUAAAGGAGUAAAUUAAAUAAACGGUGA